Acanthochromis polyacanthus (spiny chromis) is the source of this 1099-nucleotide messenger RNA. Its product is annotated as zona pellucida sperm-binding protein 3-like. NCBI's taxonomy places the organism in Eukaryota, Metazoa, Chordata, Actinopteri, Pomacentridae. Gene Ontology annotation, cellular component: extracellular matrix. Gene Ontology annotation, molecular function: acrosin binding. Gene Ontology annotation, biological process: positive regulation of acrosome reaction; binding of sperm to zona pellucida; egg coat formation. Bases 50 to 1099 code for a protein of 349 amino acids. The transcript is spliced from 6 exons. The record is from RefSeq and is a predicted model, not a curated record.
CUACUUUACAGCAUCUAGUGAACUCCUCAGAUCACUCGCUGUUGUGAAGAUGAGGUGUCCUGCUGUUUGUCUUGUGGCUCUGGCCUUAUUGGGCAACUUCUGUGAUGCUCAGUGGGCACCUGGUACUAGUUACAAGCCCGCGAAACCAGGAUACCAAAAGCCAGCGGAACCCCCCUCGAAAACUUACGAGCCCCCACAGCAAAAGCAGACAUUUGAAAAACCACUUACCUGGACAUACCCUGAAGAUCCUAAGCCUGAACCCAUACCUGAAGUGCCAUUCGAGCUGAGGUAUCCUGUUCCUGCCGCAACUGUUGCUGUUGAGUGCAGAGAGAGUGAGGCUCAUGUGGAAGUCAAGAAGGAUUUUUUUGGAAUUGGCCAGCUUAUCAAUCCGGCCGACCUAACUCUGGGAAACUGUGGUCCUGUCGCAGAGGAUAAUAUCGCUAAAGUGUUGAUUUAUCAAUCAGCACUCCACGAUUGUCAGAGCACAUUAAUGACGACAGAAGACUCUCUUGUCUACACCUUCACUCUGAACUACAAUCCCCAGCCUGUGGGCACUUCUCCCGUGGUGAGGACAAGCAAAGCUGCUGUAAUUGUGGAAUGCCACUACCAAAGGAAGCACAAUGUGAGCAGCCUUUCUCUCAGUCCCGUCUGGGUCCCAUUCUCUGCGGUUAAGGUGGCAGAGGAAUUCUUAUACUUCACCAUGAGACUCAUGACUGAUGACUGGCAAUAUGAGAGGCCAAGCUACCAGUAUUUCCUGGGCAACCUGAUUAAUAUUGAGGUUAUCGUCAAGCAGUACCUCCAUGUUCCCCUCCGUGUUUAUGUGGACCACUGUGUUGCUACUCUUUCAUCUGACCAAACCUCCAGCCCCAGAUAUGUCUUCAUUGACAACCACGGGUGUUUGGUUGAUGCCAGAAUCACAGGCUCUUCCUCAAAGUACGUGGCUCGCCCUGCAGAAAAUAUGCUGUGUUUCCAGUUGGAGGCCUUCAGAUUCCAGGGUGCUGACAGUGGAUUGCUCUACAUUACCUGCCAACUGAAAGCAACGUCAGCCGCCUAUCCUGUUGACAGUACCCACCGAGCAUGCUCCUACGUUAAUGGGUAA